GUCAAACUGCGAAGCUAUUUAACAAAAACAUCCCAAGAAGAAGAAAACAAAUGGCUGUGACUGCCCACAAACUCCACAAAACCCAGAGCUUACUUUCUUGUUCUUAUAAAACCUUCCUCCUCUUCUCCACCUGGUACUCUCCGCCACCGCCACCACCAGCGCCUUUCCAUGAAGAUCCGAUUCUCUCAUCUGUGUCCAACGCAAUAAAAAACUGCGAUACAAAGCCCCUACACAUCUCGCUCAAGAAAUUCCUCCCUUCUUUCAAAGCGCAUCAUGUUAUCUGCCUCAUCAAACACAAUCCCCAUUCUCUCUCUCCGCAGCUUCUUUUUUCUUUCUUCAACUUCCUCUCUUCAUGCCCCACCUUUCGCCACACAAUUCAGUCAUAUUGCACCAUGGUUCAUUUCCUUGCUGCCCACCAAAUGCACACGCAAGCCCAAUCUCUGCUUCAUUUCAUUGUCUCUCGCAAAGGGAAGGGCUCAGCUCCUUCAGUUUUUGGUUCAAUUCUCGAAACUAAAGGUGCCCACUUGUCAAAUUCUGUGUUUGAUGCUUUAAUGAAUGCAUAUACAGAUUUGGGAUUUAUACCAGAUGCUAUUCAGUGUUUUAGACUGGUUAGGAAGCAUAAUUUUCAAAUCCCAUUUGAUGGUUGCAAGUUUUUGCUUGAUAGAGUUAUUAAAACGAGCUUGCCUAUGAUGGCUUGGGGGUUCUAUUUGGAGAUUUUGGAUUCUGGAUAUCCACCUAAUGUAUAUAGUUUUAAUCUUUUAAUUAGUAGAUUAUGUAAAGAGGAUAAAAUUAAGGAUGCCAGUUUUAUUUUUGAUGAAAUUGGAAAGAGGGGUCUGCGGCCUACAGUUGUUAGUUUUAAUACUCUGAUCAAUGGAUACUGUAAAUCAGGGAAUUUAGAGGAAGGUUUUAGGUUGAAGAUUGUUAUGGAGGAGAGUAGGAUAUUUCCUGAUGUUUUUACUUAUAGUGUUUUGAUUAAUGGUUUGUGUAAUAAUCAGAGAUUGGAUGACGCCAAUCGUCUGUUUGAUGAAAUGUGUGAGAGAGGAUUGGUGCCUAACAAUGUUACUUUUACCACAUUAAUUAAUGGACAAUGCAAGAGUGGUAGGAUUGACUUGGCAAUGGAAACAUAUCAGCAAAUGUUAAAAAAAGGGCUGAAACCUGAUUUAGUUUUGUACAAUACACUCCUUAAUGGCCUCUGCAAGAUUGGAGAUUUCAGGGAAGUAAAAAAGCUUGUGGAUGAGAUAAAUAAGAGAGGGAUAACGCCUGACAAGGUCACCUACACCACGCUAAUAGAUGGUUAUUGUAAGGAGGGAGAUUUAGAAUCAGCUUUAGAGAUUAGGAAGAAAAUGUUUGAAGAAGGAAUUGAGCUUGACAAUGUAGCCUUUACGGCUCUUAUUUCAGGAUUAUGCAAAGAAGGAAAGGUAAUUGAUGCAGAAAGAACAUUAAGGGAAAUGCUAAAGUCAGGUUUAAGACCAGAUGAUGCAACGUAUACUAUGAUAAUGGAUGGAUUCUGUAAGAAGGGUGAUGUGAAGACAGGGUUCAAGUUGCUCAAAGAGAUGCAGAGUGAUGGCCAUGUACCGGGAGUUAUAACUUAUAAUGUGCUUAUGAAUGGCUAUUGCAAGCAAGGUCAAAUGAAAAAUGCUAAUAUGCUUUUAGAUGCUAUGCUCAAUUUGGGAGUAGUUCCAGACCACAUAACUUAUGACAUUUUAUUAGAAGGUCAUUGCAAGAAUCGUAACCUAGAAGACUUUCAUAAAAUACAGAGUGAAAAGGGUCUUGUGGCAGACUACGCCUCUUAUAAAUCACUACUUAAUGAGUUGAGUAGAGCUUCCAAAGAACGUCAGAAGAGAUGAUUACUGCAUAUCUCACGAGUACUGAGCUUUUAGAUUUGGUUACACAGGCAAUGUGGAGAACACAUUCUGAAAAAUGAGUUGACUCUUUUUUUACCUUCUCAUUACUGACCAUUGACCUUGAAGUUGAUUGGGAUUUGGGAGCAAAGGAAAUUCUUCCUUUUGGCAAACUGCUGUAUUGACUUCAGUUGCAUCCCUCCCAAGGAUUCAGGCAGACUUUCAGGUUAGUGGAUUCUGUAUGCUGAAAAUUCCAAUUUAAGUAGUCAUUUGUUACCAUAUCUCAGGUUGCUGAAACUGUCAUCUAGCACAUUCGGUGUUCCAUCUACAGCAAAGAUUGUAACAUAGGAGAUUACUGAACAUUUAGACAUGCAUAACUUAUUGCAUUUGAACUUCACAAAAAUCUAGAUAAGAUUGUUAGUCUAUGAAUAGAUAUGUUGGUAAAUGACUUUGUUAUCUUGCAUUUAAGGGAUUGGGAAAAAGGAAAAAAAAAGGAGAAAAGAUCUGCAGAGAAGCCUGCAAAAUUAACUAUCUGGAUAAAUGAAAUAAAUGUUUUUCUGUAUAUUUUCUGAGUAACCAAAAAAAUUGUUUUCUUUUAUACACAUUAUAUUAGUAUUGCUUUUAAUGAAGGUUUACUAUUUUCUAAUGACUCCGUUUUGAUUCUUCUCCCUAUCCUCCUUUGCUUUGACUUCAUUCAAUUUAUGCAUAUUUGGUUUUUUCCCUAAAUGCCAUCCGUUAGAAAAAAAGGGUAAAACCUAAUGCUUCAACUUUGAUUUCCUCUUCUCUUUGGUCCACUGAUAAACUAUGCAAUACUGACAAAGAGCAACCAGAAAAUUUCUCAAGUAUUCCAAAACUAAUUCAUAUGAUAAAAACAUAAUAUUUAGGUUUUACCAACUAAUAAUUUUACUGUAUCUUCAAAUGUAAGAUAAUUGAUAAAAUAUGUACUUAUAUUCAGUGUUGUAAUCCAUGCAAUAAAAGUGAGGGAAAAUUAUUACAAUGUCCCUUAGUUUUUGAAAAAUUUACUAGUUGAUCUCUAUUUCAAAAUCACUUAAUUGAAGCUUUUCUAUAUUUUAUAAUAUCAAAUCUUGAGUCAUUCUGUCAAAAAAACUGUUAGUCAAUUUUUUAAUCUUAGUUAGAGAGAUUAAAUGGUUUGAAUAUUUAAAAUUACAGAGACUAAAUGAUAUAUAUUGUUAAAAUUACAAAGACUAAACAGUAUAAAAAUAAGUUGGCUUCUUUGGCAGAAAGAUUAAAGAGUUGGAUUUUAUGAAACAUAAGGAUGUUGUAUUUAAGUAAUUUUGAUAUAGGGACAAGCUAGUGAAUUUUUAAAAAAUUCAAGAAUCUGAUAGUAAUUUUCCUUAAAAAUGAAGAAUAAUUAUGAAGGUUUUUUUAUUUGGAAAAAUGUCGUAGUUGUAGAAAAGAAAUCUAAAGGUAUACACAAGAGUAAAUGUGCCUUAAACAGUAACAAAAAGGGGGUUCAAUAACUAUUGAGACAAACAAAACUUGUAACACCUAUCUAAUUUAUAAAAUGUUCAAGUCGAGAUUAAAAGCUUAAGGAUCCCUUUAAGGGGAAAAAAGAUGAAUCUUUUUCUUUUAUUUUUUUUUUUAGAAAUGAUUUGUUUGUAGUAUACCCAUGAGGUUUGGUUAGAAGGGAAAAAAAAUGAGAUUUAGGAAUGAAGUUGGAUUUUAAU
Manihot esculenta (cassava) is the source of this 3529-nucleotide messenger RNA. Its product is annotated as putative pentatricopeptide repeat-containing protein At1g09680. Gene Ontology annotation, molecular function: protein binding. The transcript has a single exon. The coding region runs from base 51 to 1847 and encodes 598 amino acids. The record is from RefSeq and is a predicted model, not a curated record. Lineage: Eukaryota; Viridiplantae; Streptophyta; Magnoliopsida; Malpighiales; Euphorbiaceae.